CUUAAGAUUAGUAGAUAAAAAUUACAAGAAGUCAAGAAAAACCAAAAUAUUGAGUGUAACCAGCUAUCGGAAUUGGUGUAUUUUUUAAAUAUAUUUAGUUCCAAAUUUAAAACAGUUUGUGAAUUAUCAGCGCUGAAUUUGACACUUUAUUAUGGGAGCAAACGCGUCGCAGCUUGAAAAAGAGAUUGGAUCUGAGCAAUUCCCGACAAAUGAACAUUACUUUGGACUUGUCAAUUUUGGGAAUACUUGCUAUUCCAAUUCCGUACUUCAAGCAUUGUACUUCUGCAAACCAUUUCGUGAGAAAGUUUUGGAAUACAAGAUGAAGAACAAAAGAUCAAAGGAAACCUUGCUGACUUGUCUAGCUGAUCUCUUUCACAACAUUACCACACAGAAAAAAAAGGUUGGAACCAUAGCUCCCAAAAAGUUCAUUGCAAGGCUGAAGAAAGAAAAAGAAGAAUUUGACAAUUAUAUGCAACAAGAUGCCCAUGAAUUUCUUAACUUCUUGAUCAACCAUAUAAGUGAAAUUAUAACAGCUGAACGACACCAAUUAAAUAAUUCUGCGACUCCGACAACUAAUGGAAAGGUGACAACUUCUAAAGAACCCUAUAACGGUUCGACGUCUUUAAAGUUUGAUGGCAGCAAUGGAUCAAUGACUUCAACUGGAAACCAUGAAUCAACAUGGGUUCAUGAAAUAUUUCAAGGAAUUCUCACCAGUGAAACACGCUGUUUGAACUGUGAAACCGUCAGCAACAAAGAAGAAGAUUUCUUCGAUCUACAGGUUGACGUUGACCAAAACACUAGUAUUACCCAUUGUUUAAGAACGUUCUCAUCCACUGAAACCCUGUGCACCGACAACAAAUUCAAAUGUGAUGUCUGCAGCUCUUAUCAAGAAGCCCAGAAAUGUAUGAGGGUGAAGAAACUUCCCCUGAUUCUUGCAUUGCAUCUCAAGCGGUUCAAAUACGUCGAGCAAUACAAUCGUCAUAUAAAAGUAUCACAUCGCGUAGUUUUCCCGCUUGAACUUCGACUCUUCAACACCUCUGAAGAGUGUCCUGACAGACUGUAUGAUCUGGUUGCUGUGGUUGUCCAUUGUGGAAGUGGACCUAACCGCGGUCACUACAUUUCGAUUGUCAAAAGCCAUGACUUUUGGUUAUUAUUUGACGAUGAUAUAGUUGACAAAAUCGACCCAUCUGCGUUGGAGGAUUUCUAUGGUCUAACGUCUGAUGUACAAAAGGCCUCGGAAACUGGUUAUAUCCUCUUUUAUCAAUCUCGAGAUACGUCUUGAACUUGAAUCGUAUACGAGUACGAAGAGUUCUUGUUAUCGACCAACUCUAAGACUUGUGGUUGCUAAGCAGGAGAAUGAUAGUGAUGAGAAGCAUUUGAUUAUGCUUGAUUAGAGACUUUUCAGUGAAAAGUGUUCCUUUUGUAAAUGAUUGAUAUCCUAGAAGUUUGUUCAUAGUGAUAUUUCAUUUGUUCAAUAAUAAAAUUAUAAAUUUC
Daphnia carinata is the source of this 1494-nucleotide messenger RNA. It is a transcript of the gene Usp12-46, whose product is annotated as ubiquitin carboxyl-terminal hydrolase 46-like. The transcript has 9 exons. Gene Ontology annotation, molecular function: cysteine-type deubiquitinase activity; cysteine-type endopeptidase activity. Gene Ontology annotation, cellular component: nucleus; cytosol. Lineage: Eukaryota; Metazoa; Arthropoda; Branchiopoda; Diplostraca; Daphniidae. Bases 152 to 1282 code for a protein of 376 amino acids. Gene Ontology annotation, biological process: protein deubiquitination. The record is from RefSeq and is a predicted model, not a curated record.